Molecule: messenger RNA, 3002 nt
Organism: Ooceraea biroi (clonal raider ant)
Lineage: Eukaryota; Metazoa; Arthropoda; Insecta; Hymenoptera; Formicidae
Product: laccase-3
Biological process (GO): iron ion transport
Cellular component (GO): plasma membrane
Molecular function (GO): oxidoreductase activity; copper ion binding
Source: RefSeq, a predicted model, not a curated record
AAAUACAUAUUGCAAAUCGAUCAGGAGAUUUUUAAUUUUCUUACUGUCAAAAUAUCUGGGAGAAGAGUAGGACCGAUAAUUCUAUUGCUUGUACGAACUGUUUAUUUUUUGUAAUAUUUUUAUUUCUUGUCAUAUAUUCAUGUAAUAUUGUCAUCAUUUAAUUUCAGUUCGUACAAGUUCUCGUUUAUUAUCGUAAAGCAACCUCGUUGAUUUUGUGGCACAAAAAACAUUUCAGCAGCCGAGACUCGAUCCGGCGACCUCGCGCUUAUGAAAUAGCGUGCUUGCUCGCCGCGCCACGCGCUCCUUCGAAUUGUGUAACGUACAAAGUAUAUGAAAAUUUGAAAAUCGGUUUUCUCGGAAUUGGCUGCAAAGCGUGCCUUACUACUUGUACCUGUUGAUGUUUUAGUCAUGGCCUACACAUAUACUGAAAAUGGAUCAAAUCGAUUGGGGAACGUUGGUAGCCUCCCCUUGUAAGACGUGGCCACUAGAGUUCAAUUUCUAUAUUCCGAAUAUGUUCUGCAGUACAUUCAAUCUUUGAAACUUGGUUUAAAUAUAUAUUCAAUAUAUACUGAGCAUAUCCUGAGGAUAUACGAUAAAUAACGUAUCACAAAGAUGUUAUACAAAUAUUCUCAGUAUAUUCCUUAUAUUCCGUAUGAUCACAGUACAUAUAGUAUGAGUAUAGAAUAUUCGUAUGAUAUCAUGUGCUGUUAGGGUAUAGAAUUGAUAAGUAUAGAUAAGAUAAGCAGUUACAUAGUGCACAAACUUACUAUGGAAUUGAUAAGUAUAGAUAAGAUAAGUAAUUAACAAAUAACGAUGCUUACCAAUUCAAAUUACAUAAACUCAGCUUUUAACAAACUUGCUAUAAGUCAUAAUCAUGAUAAAAAAAAGUAGUUCGCAUCGGGAAUUUGUUCAGAAAACGUUGGUAGUACAAUCGUAAACAUGUAUUUUUUCCGACUUUGUUAUAACUCGCAACCUGCAAUGUGCACAUUUAUAACAUUAUUUCUAAUACACAUCAGCGUACAGUUCUGUGCAGCAUCUUACCGGUUAUCGGCAUCUGGAUCAGCUGCUUCAACAGGUCAGGGAGCUAUUCAACUCUCAUCGCCAGAAGAUUGUGUACGAGAAUGUAAAGACGGAGAGUCACCGAAGAAUUGUUAUUAUCAUUUUACUCUUGAAUACUAUACGACAAAUAAUAUUGCAUGCAACUACUGUAAUACAUCAAGAACUACUUCAGGAAUUAAUUCAUCAUGUGAAUGCGUCAUUGCUGAUGGAAUCGAAAAAACAAUAUUUACCAUUAACCGUAUGAUUCCAGGUCCAAGUAUCCAAGUCUGCAGAGGCGACUAUCUUAUAAUAGAUGUACAAAAUGAUGCUGAAGGUCUUGAGGCAAGUAUACAUUGGCAUGGAGUUUUUCAAAAUGGAUAUCAAUAUUAUGAUGGUGUACCUUAUUUGACGCAGUGUCCUAUUUUAUCAGCUGACACUUUCAGGUAUCAAUAUAGGAUUAAAAAUUCAGGCACGCAUUUUUAUCAUGCUCACAUAUCAGUACAUAUGAUUGAUGGACAGUAUGGAUCUCUCAUUGUACGCGAUCCACCAAGUGCAAAUCCUCAUUACAAUUUAUACGAUGAAGAUCUUCCAGAACACGUAAUUGUUAUCAGUGAUUGGAUGCAUGAGUUAUCAUUGGAACGUUAUCCUGGUCGAUAUAGGAAUAAUCGUGGGCAAGAUCCAGAUAACUAUUUAAUAAACGGUAGAGGUAAUUGGACGGAUCCUGCAACUGGAGUAAGUACAAACGUCCCACUUUCAAUGUUUAUAGUUAAAAGUGGGAAAAGAUAUAGAUUUCGUAUGAUUGACGCAUCUAGUACAGUUUGCUUAAUUGAGGUAACAAUCGAGAAGCAUUCCAUGCAAAUAAUUGCCACGGAUGGUGAAAACGUGGAACCAGUUGUGGUAGAUGCAAUUACUAUGGCUUCAGGUGAACGUGUUGAUUUCGUUUUACACGCAAACCAAACUCCUGGUUAUUAUUGGCUACAUGUACGUGGGCUUGGCGAAUGUGAGGAAAGUAGUAUAUAUCAAUUAGCAAUCCUUGCCUAUCAGAACAGUUCCGAAUUAUCAAUGUCACCUAAUCCGGGAUAUUCUGGUUUCUCUGGAAGAGUUUUUAAUCCAUCAAAUUCAACGGAUUGUGGAUAUGACGUUUGUGUGACUCAGUUACAGAAAAUCUACCUUCCAGGCGAAAAUGAAGUACCGUUGCGUCGAAAAGCAAAUACCUUUCUUCUAAUGUCUUUUGAUUUUUUUGACUAUAAUGCACAAUUGAGUUUAUUAUUUAAUACACAAAAUCAGGAUUAUAAAAGAUUUUAUGUUUCUCCAACCGGAAGUUAUCUAGAUAGCUUAAUGAGCAAUAUUUCAUAUCAAGAUCCACCAGGACCUCUUAUCUCACAGAAUGAUGGAUACGAAUUUAUGUGUGGAGAUCGUUAUACACCAUCUACGUGUACGGAACCUUGCAGUUGUGCUCACGUUUAUAAUCUGCGAAAGAACGCAAUUGUGGAUAUAAUGGUAUAUGAUAAAGGACCUCGGCCAAAUUUGAACCAUCCAUUUCACUUACAUGGUUAUAGUUUUUGUGUAUUGGAAGCUGGUCAAUUUGUUAACGCAAGUAAUAAGGAUGAUAUAUCGAGUAAUGAUGUACUCCAAGUGAUACAAGUUUACGAACAACACUUGCAAAAUGGCGAUUAUAAAGCUUGUGCUCCAAAAGAUACAAUGAUUGUACCAAAUACUGGCUUUAUCAUCAUUCGCUUCAUAGCAGAUAAUCCAGGAUGGUGGUUUUUUCAUUGCCAUUUUUUGUGGCAUACUGCAACGGGAAUGAAUGUCGUUUUGCAUGUUGGUAAACCAAUUGAUCUUCCAUCGAUACCACCAGAUUUUCCUGAAUGCUACAAUUGGACUCCACCUAAUUAAAUAAUUUUCAUUAAUAACAUAAAUUGUUAUUUUCUUAAAUAAAAGGUUGAUUCUAAAUUUUUAUAUGU